AUGGCUUGCCAGCGGCGGUGCCCAAUGACGCCCAACACGAGGAACCCAGGGUCGACGACGCUGUCGAAACUGCUCAUAACGACACUGACUGGCGGCACGAGUCAGGGAAUCUUACUCUUCCUUCAGAGAUUGCGGAAGCCUCCGUCGAUGGGUCCUCCCCAACAAAGCUCAAGAAACUGCGGUGCGGAUCUGAGCGAGUGCGGUGCGGAUCUGAGCGAGUGCGGUGCGGAUCUGAGCGAGUGCGGUGCGGAUCUGAGCGAGUGCGGUGCGGAUCUGAGCGAGUGCGGUGCGGAUCUGAGCGAGUGCGGUGCGGAUCUGAGCGAGUGCGGUGCGGAUCUGAGCGAGUGCGGUGCGGAUCUGAGCGAGUGCGGUGCGGAUCUGAGCGAGUGCGGUGCGGAUCUGAGCGAGUGCGGUGCGGAUCUGAGCGAGUGCGGUGCGGAUCUGAGCGAGUGCGGUGCGGAUCUGAGCGAGUGCGGUGCGGAUCUGAGCGAGUGCGGUGCGGAUCUGAGCGAGUGCGGUGCGGAUCUGAGCGAGUGCGGUGCGGAUCUGAGCGAGUGCGGUGCGGAUCUGAGCGAGUGCGGUGCGGAUCUGAGCGAGUGCGGUGCGGAUCUGAGCGAGUGCGGUGCGGAUCUGAGCGAGUGCGGUGCGGAUCUGAGCGAGUGCGGUGCGGAGCUGAGCGAGUGCGGUGCGGAGCUGAGCGAGUGCGGUGCGGAGCUGAGCGAGUGCGGUGCGGAGCUGAGCGAGUGCGGUGCGGAGCUGAGCGAGUGCGGUGCGGAGCUGAGCGAGUGCGGUGCGGAGCUGAGCGAGUGCGGUGCGGAGCUGAGCGAGUGCGGUGCGGAGCUGAGCGAGUGCGGUGCGGAGCUGAGCGAGUGCGGUGCGGAGCUGAGCGAGUGCGGUGCGGAGCUGAGCGAGUGCGGUGCGGAGCUGAGCGAGUGCGGUGCGGAGCUGAGCGAGUGCGGUGCGGAGCUGAGCGAGUGCGGUGCGGAGCUGAGCGAGUGCGGUGCGGAGCUGAGCGAGUGCGGUGCGGAGCUGAGCGAGUGCGGUGCGGAGCUGAGCGAGUGCGGUGCGGAGCUGAGCGAGUGCGGUGCGGAGCUGAGCGAGUGCGGUGCGGAGCUGAGCGAGUGCGGUGCGGAGCUGAGCGAGUGCGGUGCGGAGCUGAGCGAGUGCGGUGCGGAGCUGAGCGAGUGCGGUGCGGAGCUGAGCGAGUGCGGUGCGGAGCUGAGCGAGUGCGGUGCGGAGCUGAGCGAGUGCGGUGCGGAGCUGAGCGAGUGCGGUGCGGAGCUGAGCGAGUGCGGUGCGGAGCUGAGCGAGUGCGGUGCGGAGCUGAGCGAGUGCGGUGCGGAGCUGAGCGAGUGCGGUGCGGAGCUGAGCGAGUGCGGUGCGGAGCUGAGCGAGUGCGGUGCGGAGCUGAGCGAGUGCGGUGCGGAGCUGAGCGAGUGCGGUGCGGAGCUGAGCGAGUGCGGUGCGGAGCUGAGCGAGUGCGGUGCGGAGCUGAGCGAGUGCGGUGCGGAGCUGAGCGAGUGCGGUGCGGAGCUGAGCGAGUGCGGUGCGGAGCUGAGCGAGUGCGGUGCGGAGCUGAGCGAGUGCGGUGCGGAGCUGAGCGAGUGCGGUGCGGAGCUGAGCGAGUGCGACGCUGUGCGUGAGGCCACGAAAAGGGAAGCGGGUCCAGGUCUUUCAUCGCCCCCUGCGGCAGAAAAGGCGACUUCCGCGGCGCGGACUAAAAAGAAGGUGCAUGGAGCUAACACAUCAAAUAUGGGGAACGCUCAGCUGUCAGCUGAAACUGACCAGCGUGCCGUCACUUCAGUACUUCCAAUAAAUACUGGAGCUCAUGAACAUGGAGAAGCCGAACAUGUGAUACGUGCCGCUGAUCCUGUCGCCCAAUUGUAUCUGCCCCCAAUGGAACUUGGGCAAGGAAACAACGCCAAGAGUGACAGGACGGCGGAGAAAGGAACCUCUUCUCUCAAAUCAGCUACAUCCUAG
Messenger RNA from Schistocerca piceifrons (Central American locust), 1980 nucleotides. RefSeq names its product zinc finger protein 530-like. The record is from RefSeq and is a predicted model, not a curated record. The transcript is spliced from 4 exons. NCBI's taxonomy places the organism in Eukaryota, Metazoa, Arthropoda, Insecta, Orthoptera, Acrididae. Bases 1 to 1980 code for a protein of 659 amino acids.